UAUGUGCUAAUGACUAGUAAGAGCUAAGUAUAUGAUGGUAGUAGCAUUACCCUUCAUAUAAAAUUGCAGGUUAUUACCUGAUAAAACAGUGAAGAUCUGUCCAAUUAAUCAGAGCUCAAAAGUAAUACCUCAAAACCUGUCAACCCAAGACAGGAUAGGAUCAUAGAAACAAACAUGGCUAUUGAAGUGGGAAAUGGUAAAUGGCAAGGUUCAGUUGGUGGCAUAGUUUGUGCACCUAUUAACAAAGUUUGGACCUUGGUCUCUCAAACUAAAAGACUAGCUGAAUGGAUGCCAAUGGUAGAAAGAUGCACUGCCUUGGCCGGAAACGAAGACGAAGCGGGCUAUGUUCGGCUAGUCUCUGGCUUCAUGUUUCCUCAACAAGAUGGAGAAAGGUCAUGGAUCAAGGAGCGGUUGGUUUCACUGGACUCUUCAUCACAUAGCUAUGUUUACAGAAUGGAAGCAAGCAAUGUAGGCUUAGAUGGAUCUGUAAAUUCACUAAAGCUAGUUGAUUAUGGGGAUGAAUCAACUCUUGUUCACUGGUCCUUUGAGAUAAAUCCUUUAGAAGAUGUAUCUAAGGACAGCAUAGUGGAUUUUCUGGGGUUUCUCUAUAAAUCUUGCAUUAAUAAGAUUGAGGAUGCUAUAGAAGCUGCAUCAAGAAACGUUUCAACAGCUCAGUAAACAUCAUUUUAGUUCAAACCACAAGCUUCUUUGCAAUUCAUAUACAUGUAAAAUGGAUUUUUUCUUCAUCUUUCCUUUCCCCUUUCUUAAUAACAUAAUUAGGAGUUAGUAAUGAUAUUUAGACCCCUUAGAAAAUGAUAUUUAUUAUUUAGACACCUACAAAUACCUUUUUUCUCU
Molecule: messenger RNA, 855 nt
Organism: Lotus japonicus
Lineage: Eukaryota; Viridiplantae; Streptophyta; Magnoliopsida; Fabales; Fabaceae
Exons: 2
Coding region: 175-678 (167 amino acids)
Source: RefSeq, a predicted model, not a curated record